UGUAGUUUGGGGGCGGCCCGGCUUGCCACGGAGGUCACUCGGAGCGGAGGGCCUCGUAGGCGGAGCGCGGCGUGCCCCCAUGGCUUGGGCUCGCGUCUCGCUCUGGGCGGUGUGCACGCUCCGCGUGGUGCUGGCCACUGUGUACUUCCAGGAGGAGUUUCUGGACGGAGAGCGCUGGAGGAACCGCUGGGUGCCCUCCACCAACGACUCCCGGCUCGGCCACUUCCGACUCUCUUCGGGGAAGUUCUAUGGCCACAAAGAGAAAGACAAAGGUCUGCAGACAACGCAGAACGGCCGCUUCUACGCCAUCUCUGCGCGCUUCCCACCUUUCAGCAACAAGGGCCGGCCGCUGGUCCUGCAGUACACCGUGAAGCAUGAGCAGAAGAUGGACUGUGGGGGCGGCUACGUGAAGCUCUUCCCCGCUGACCUGGACCAGCAGACCCUGAGCACCGCGUCCCCCUACUACGUCAUGUUUGGACCUGACAUCUGUGGAUUCGAUCUCAUGAAAGUUCAUGUUAUUUUACAAUUCAAGAACGAGUAUCACGCAAACAAAAAAUUCAUCAAGUGUAAGGUCGAUGGUUUCACACACCUCUACACUCUGAUCCUGAGGCCAGAUCUCACGUAUGAAGUGAAGAUUGACGGGCAGUCCAUUGAGCUGGGCAGCAUCGAGAAUGAUUGGCACUUGGCAUCACUCAGGAAGACAGAGCAGGCGGCCACAGCUCCAGGCUUGGACCCAGGGAAAGCUGGGACAGCCCAGGACUGGGAGAAGCACUUCCUGGAUGCUGGCGCCAGCAAGCCGAGCGACUGGAACAGUGAGCUGGAUGGGGACUGGCCAGGGCCCAUGCUGCAGAAGCCACCGUACCAGGAUGGCCUGAAACCAGAGGGAAUUGAUCAAGACAUCUGGCUGCACGAGAAGAUGAGGAGCACUCGCUACCUGACUCAUUAUGACCUCUCGGAAUUUGAGAACAUCGGCGCCAUUGGGCUUGAGCUGUGGCAGGUUAGGUCAGGAACCAUCUUUGACAACUUCCUGCUCACAGAUGACGAGCAGUAUGCGGAGAAUUUCGGAAAGGCCACCUGGGGUCAAACCAAGGGCCCGGAGAAGGAGAUGGACGACGUCCUGGUCAAGGACGAGGUGGCCAGAGCCCGUGAGGAGGAGGAGGAGGAGCUGCUGGCGGGCAGGCUGUACAGGCCUCGGGGAUUCUUCGAUCGCUUUCACCGGCAGAAGGAGCUGUAGUCCCGCCCGCGGUAGGCAGAGGUGACUGGUAAAGCCUCCAUCUACUCUGAGUCUACAUCUCGCAGCCCAGCCUCUGUGUGCUCUUUUGUCCGGCGCGCUGCGGGAAGCGUGCCUGGGGGCCGGGUGCAGGGUGCAGCUGCGC
This is a messenger RNA of Octodon degus (degu), 1376 nucleotides long. It is a transcript of the gene Calr3, whose product is annotated as calreticulin 3. The record is from RefSeq and is a predicted model, not a curated record. NCBI's taxonomy places the organism in Eukaryota, Metazoa, Chordata, Mammalia, Rodentia, Octodontidae. The transcript has 9 exons. The coding region runs from base 80 to 1234 and encodes 384 amino acids. Gene Ontology annotation, cellular component: endoplasmic reticulum; endoplasmic reticulum membrane. Gene Ontology annotation, biological process: protein folding. Gene Ontology annotation, molecular function: calcium ion binding.